AUGGUAGCUACCAGCACUCCAAAUGAAGUUCCAUCCAAUUACGAUCGAAAAAAAUCGGGCGAUGAGUACUGCAUCAACAGUACCAUCUGUGAUUCAGAAGCCAGCCAGUUUAGCAUUCCAGUCAUAGACCUUGAAGGCCUUGACUUUGACAGUUCAACCAAACGCAAGGAUAUUGUUGCGAAAGUUAAAGAGGCAUCAGAGACUUGGGGCUUCUUUCAAAUUGUUAAUCACGGAAUACCUAAUGGUUUUCUGGAGGAGAUUAAGGAUGGGGUGCGUGGGUAUUUUGAGCUAGACACUCAAGUGAAGGAGGAGUUUUACACUCAUGAUCCCUUUAAACCUGUGGUCUACAAUAGUGACUUUGAUCUAUACAGUGCACCCACGACGAAUUGGAGGGACUUAUUUAUGUGCUAUAUGGCUCCUAAUCUUACUAAGGCUGAAGACUUGCCAGCAACUUGCAGAGACAUGCUAGUUGAAUAUUCGAAGCAAGUAAUGAAGUUGUCGAAGUUAUUGUUUGAGUUGUUGUUGGAGGCACUUGGGCUGAAACCGAGUCACUUGAAUGACAUAGAUUGCAGUGAGGGGCUUGUCAUGGUAGGCAAUUACUAUCCUUCUUGCCCACUACCAGAAUUGACUCUGGGCUCAUCCAAGCACGCCGACAAUGAUUUCUUAUCUGGGUUGAUGUCCCACUUUGAACUUUGGAGCAUCAAAACCGGUCAGAAAAGCAUCCUUCCCCAUUUCAACAACCACGUGUGUGGUGUGACCCCUCUCCUCCACCCCUAG
Molecule: messenger RNA, 777 nt
Organism: Pyrus x bretschneideri (Chinese white pear)
Lineage: Eukaryota; Viridiplantae; Streptophyta; Magnoliopsida; Rosales; Rosaceae
Product: 1-aminocyclopropane-1-carboxylate oxidase homolog 1-like
Exons: 3
Coding region: 1-777 (258 amino acids)
Source: RefSeq, a predicted model, not a curated record